Messenger RNA from Helianthus annuus (common sunflower), 915 nucleotides. RefSeq lists its product as uncharacterized. Bases 1 to 915 code for a protein of 304 amino acids. The record is from RefSeq and is a predicted model, not a curated record. Lineage: Eukaryota; Viridiplantae; Streptophyta; Magnoliopsida; Asterales; Asteraceae. The transcript has a single exon.
AUGAGGUGUAACAACCAUUACACCGAUCUCAGUAGUGCUAUCGGCGUAUGCCCUUCUUGUCUUCGAGAACGCUUAUCGUCUCUAAUCUCUGCUCAACAACAUAUUCAAAACUUCGCCGGCACUUUGGAGAAGAAUCCGCCGGAAAACUGCCGCAAAUCCGAUCGUUCCGAUGAUGCUCGUCGUCUUUAUUCUCCUGCUGUGCCACGUCAUCACCAUAGCCACUCCGAUCAACUGUUUCACCGGACACCAGAGGUAAAACAAAAACAUGCUACCGCCGGUCACAACGGCGGUGAUUCGAAGAAGAAACGGAGUUUUAUCCGGUUGAUUUCGUUUACGAAUCUAUUCAGAUCUAGAAAUCGAAAUCCAAUCGAUUCGGUUACAGAUCCUAGGGUUUCGGAUUCAACUUUCGGAAAAUCAUGCGCUCGUAAUAACGCCACGUCGUCGUGGUUCUCGAUCUCGAGCAUCGUCUCCGGCGAUCGUUACCGCCGGAAGAAAACCGUUAGUACCGAUGAACCUACAACAACCAGUCCGGUACGGCGGAAGCACGGCGAAGAUCGAGGAGUGUCACCGGUAAGAAAUGCUGACGUCAUCAUCGGAACAGAUGAUGAAAUACGGAACGCAACAAGCGGUUACGAAUCAACAGAAUCGUGGAGAAACACACCGCGGCGGACACCGGCGGUCCGGCGCGGUGGCAGCAGCGGACACGUGAGGAAUAUAUCCGGUUUAACGUUUUGUUUGAGUCCGUUGGUUCGUGCAAGCCCUAACCUGCAAUGGAACCAGAAAGGAUUGCCGCCGGAUGUGGUGUUGCCGGACGGCGGAGCUCCGGUGAAGGCUCACCUGUCUUAUACCAAAUCAUUCUGUGCCAAUAGAUCACGGAAACUUGCUGAUUUGGGGAGGGUUAAUCCGAACCGUUGA